CCAUUUAUGAUGGGAACUGCACACAUAAGUUGUUUUUAGUUUUAACUAGACUGCUUUUAACCCUCCAUUUCUUUGAACGCAGCACAGGCUGUCGCUUAGGAUGACGUCACGAAAACACGACGAGGCAGUCAGUGUGUAAAACCGACAAACACUGAUCUAUGGGGAUCAUAAUUUAUCAUCUGUGAGACUAAAAAUAAAUCAAAUUAACCGUUUUUAAGCUGUUAACAUCAGCCAUGUCUGUGAAUUAUGCUGCUGGGCUGUCGCCGUACGCAAACAAAGGAGUUUGCGGACUCCCUGAGAUUAAUCUUGAACAUAUUGUGGUGUGAUGUGUGGCAGGCAUUUGAUUGUCCAGAAGAACUGAAGAUGAAGGUUGAGGCACUAGCUCAGUUGGUAAAGGAAUCACAGUACAUGGUUGUCCACAGUGGGGCAGGAAUCAGCACCUCUGCAGGCAUCCCUGACUUCAGGGGCCCAAAAGGUGUAUGGACAUUAGAAGAAAAGGGUGAGACACCUCACUUUGAAACGACAUUUGAAGAUGCCCGGCCCAGUUUAACUCACAGGGCCCUUUUAGGAUUGCAAAGGGCUGGAUACCUCAAAUACCUCAUUAGCCAGAAUGUGGAUGGCCUGCAUGUCCGUUCAGGGUUCCCAAGGGAUCUGCUCUCAGAGCUCCAUGGAAACAUGUUUGUUGAGGAAUGUGAGAAAUGUGGAAGGCAAUAUGUGAGAGACAAGGUGAUCGGCGUGAUGGGGUUGAAACCAACAGGACGUUACUGCGAUGUUGUCCGCUCCAGGGGUCUCAGAGCCUGCAGAGGGAGGCUGAUCAGCACCAUCCUGGACUGGGAGGAUGCGCUUCCCGACAAAGACCUGAACAAAGCAGAUGAUGCCAGCAGACGAGCAGACCUGGCAUUGACCCUGGGCACAUCCAUGCAGAUCAAACCCAGUGGAGACCUUCCCCUCCUCACUAAGCGCAACGGUGGAAAAGUGGUCAUAGUCAACUUACAGCCCACCAAACAUGACAAACAUGCAGACCUGCGCAUCCAUAGUUACGUGGAUGAAGUCAUGAAAUGGCUAAUGGAGCUGCUGGGACUGGACAUUCCAAAGUGGGAGGGGCCAACAGUCUGUGAAACCUCCAUACUCACCUCUGACGGCAACACAGACAUUAAACCACCUCGUGUGAACAGUGCUAAGGGUAAAGUGAAACAGGACAUCAUUAAGGAGGAGAGAAAAAGAACAACACAGCAAGCCAACAGCGAAAUUGUUAAGGAUGAGGAGGACGUUUUGCUGAAGCGAGAGAGAACAGACUCUCCAGUGAAGAUAAAUGAAGAAAAAUAGUCUCAGGUAUUGUUCUUAUAACAACCUCA
This is a messenger RNA of Thalassophryne amazonica, 1355 nucleotides long. It is a transcript of the gene sirt6, whose product is annotated as sirtuin 6. The coding region runs from base 247 to 1326 and encodes 359 amino acids. NCBI's taxonomy places the organism in Eukaryota, Metazoa, Chordata, Actinopteri, Batrachoidiformes, Batrachoididae. The transcript is spliced from 8 exons. Gene Ontology annotation, molecular function: NAD+ binding. The record is from RefSeq and is a predicted model, not a curated record.